AUGUGGCAGUUCUCUCCGGGCUGGCUGCCGCUGAAUGGCGACCAGCUCCUCGAGGCGUUCGAGAUCUACGACCACGACGGCUCUGGCCACAUCUCCCCGGCGGAGAUGGAGAAGGCCAUCUCGCUGGUGAUGGGCUCGGGCGUCGUGGGGCAGGAGCAGGUGAAGAGGGUGCUGGACAGGUUUCCCCCGGAGGGUAUCAGCUUCGACGCCUUCGUCGAGCUGUACACGGACUGCGUGGUUGGCACCGACGGCCUCGCCAGCUUCAGGGACGCCCUGAACAGCUUCGACGAGACUGGGGAGGGCAGGAUCAGCAAGGAGACCUUUGCGGACCUCUUCUGCACGUGCUCCGACGUCGACACGCCAAGGGAGAAGCUCGACAGCCUUUUCCAGGAGCUGGACUCCUCCGACUCCGGGGGGAUCCUCGUGGAGGAUUUCAUGAAGUAUCUGUCCUGGAUAUGGACGUUCCGCAUCGCGGAAAACGUCCGCCAGAACAGGUCCCGGCGCGUGUCCGCGGUCAGUUUCCAGCAGCUGAUCGCGAAGAGCCCGCACGCCGCCUCCCUCGAGCGCCGGCCGAAGGCUGGCGAGGAGGAGGGCGAGGAGGCCGGGCUCGAGAUCGCGAGCAGCAGCUGCACGGGCGGCGAAGACGACGCCGACUCGGGCUCCUCGCUGGACGGGGCGCCGAUGGGGAGGAGGAGCACGGGCCGCAAGAGCACGGGCGGCAG
Messenger RNA from Prorocentrum cordatum, 722 nucleotides. NCBI's taxonomy places the organism in Eukaryota, Dinophyceae, Prorocentrales, Prorocentraceae. The record is from the annotation of a GenBank genome assembly.